AAUAACUAUGAUCAUAAUAAUAACAAUAACAAUAAUAAUAAUAAUAAUAUGUAUAAUAAUAAUAAUAACUAUAUUAAAUGCCCAAAAUGUAGUAGUAGUUCGGAAAAUAAUAAAAUACAUGUUAGUCAAGAACAAUUAACUGAAUUACGUAUUGAUUUUGUUAAACGUCAAAUAUUAAAAAAAUUACGUUUAAAAAAUCCACCACAUGUUACAGCUGUUGAUUAUUUACCUCAACCAAUUACCGAAAUGGAAUAUAAUAAUGUUAAAUCAAAAGAAGAGCUUGAUGAUUAUUACGCAAGGACUAGUAAAAAAUAUAUAAUAUUAGAACGUGAAUACAAGGAAUGUGCGUUUAUAAAUAAAAAUCCUGCAAUUUGUUUUUUAUUUAAAAUUGAUGAUGUUGAUACAGAUAAUAUGGAUGUUAAUCAAGCUGUUUUAUGGGUUUAUAUUAAGCCAAAAAAUAAUAAUGAUGAAAUGAAGCAAACACUUGUUGUAUCAGAAUUUGAAAGGCAAAUGAGCUCAAGAUAUUUACCAAAAGUUAAACCAAUUGCUAUAAAAUCUGUUGAUAUUGUUGAAGGGUGGAUUAAAAUUGACAUAGCAUGGCCAAUUAAAAAAUGGGUUGGUACUCAUGAAUUAAGUCAUUUAAUACAUAUAACAUGUAACUCAUGCGAAUUAGAUACAAAAGAUGGUAUAAUUGCAUUAGAAAAAGAAUAUCAACCAUUUAUUGUAAUUGAUACGCAAUAUAGAAGACAAAGAUCACGUCAAAAACGUAGUGUUAAUUGUAGUGCUGAUGUUAAAGAAUGUUGUCGUGAAAAGUUAUAUAUAUCAUUCAAAGAAAUUGGUUGGGGUGAUUGGAUAAUAUCACCAACUGGUUAUAAUGCAUAUUUUUGUCGUGGAUCAUGUAAUUCAAUAGCAAGUAUUGCAUCGAGUAAUAAUCAUCAUUCAUUAAUAAUUAAGACAUUAAAAGAUAAAUUUGAUCGACCACUAGAACUAAUACCAUGUUGUACAGCUAAACAAUUUUCACAAUUGGAAUUACUAUUUCGGGAUAGUAAUAAUACGAUAACACAAAAAUUUUUACCAAAUAUGAUAGUAGAAUCGUGUGGAUGUAUGUAAUUCUAUUAAUUUACCAUAUAUUCAUACUAAAAUCUAUGACAAUAUUAUAUAAAAUGUAAACAUAGUAGCUAGAAAUAAAUUAUAACCCAGCUAGAAAUAAAUUAUGACAUUAAAAAUUAAAUAAAAAAUUCCUCUCGAAAAGCAUAGUUCAAUCUAUAUUUUGCUACAAAAUUCAGUAAUUACAACUUAGUGCUAAACCUAAUUGAAUGCAGCAAUUACUGUUUACACAUUAUACAAUUAUUGCUGGAAAAUAUGGUAGAGAUUUGUACCAAAUGCCAAGCGCAAUUAAAUUUCCUUCUUAAUUUCACCACCGCACGCUUGGAAUUAAAAAUUCGAGCCCAGUACAAUUAGCGCAAACGUAUUUCGACAGUAUACAUUUAAAUAGAUGAAAUCAAUUUUUUUUGCAAACUGCAUGCCGCAUACUACGUCCAUUUAAGUUAGCAUUUAUACAGUUUGUGCUUCACAUAUAUAUAUGUGAAAAAAUGGGUUACUGCAAUUUCGAAAGUGAAUGUUGUAAAAGAUUAAGUAUAAUUAAAAAUUCUAGCUCUAUGUGCUGUUUUUUUUUGUUUCCUUUAAUUCUAAAUUGAAAUUUUAAAUAA
Molecule: messenger RNA, 1709 nt
Organism: Condylostylus longicornis
Lineage: Eukaryota; Metazoa; Arthropoda; Insecta; Diptera; Dolichopodidae
Gene: daw
Product: inhibin beta A chain
Exons: 4
Coding region: 49-1110 (353 amino acids)
Biological process (GO): SMAD protein signal transduction
Cellular component (GO): extracellular region
Molecular function (GO): cytokine activity; growth factor activity
Source: RefSeq, a predicted model, not a curated record